GCACACACACAGUCUGCGUCAGAAGCUGAUAGACGAAGAGCUGAAGACAUGGCACCAAUGUUUAAUGGAAAACCAGGAGACCUGAUCGAGAUCUUCCGUGAUGGACCCUAUCAGCACUGGGCCGUCUACAUCGGAGAGAAUGAAGUGGUUCAUUUAGUUACAGAAGGUGGUGACUCAUCUGGCUCGUCGGAGAGUCUGAGCAGCAGAGCAGAGGUGAAGCGUGAGAAGCUCACCGACGUGGUCGGCAAUCACCGUUUCAAAGUCAACAAUCUGCUGGAUGAAAAGUACGAGGCUCGUGAUCCCUACGUCAUAGUGAAGGAGGCCUGUGCGAUGGUGGGCUGCGAGCUACAGUACAACGUUGCCACUUACAACUGUGAGCACUUUGCUACCGACUUGCGAUACGGCAAGGCAGAGUCUCGGCAGGUUCAAACAGCAGCUGUGAUCACAGGCGUCGCUGUAGCAGGUGUGGCCUUAGCAGCUUUAGGUGCAUUUCUGUUCAGCAGCCUUUCCGGCAAACAGGAAAAGGAAGAGGAAGAGGAAGAGGAAGACUACAGGAAGAAAACAAGAAGACAUCAUCAACACUGGCACUAAUGAGACAGAAACAUAGUGUUUGGGUGUAGAAAAAAUCUGAAUCCAAUAAAAGAUCAGUUUGUUAAAGUUAAAGUAAAUAUCCCUGCAACAGAGUAAAAAAAGAAAUAAUAUGUGUGUGAGUUUGGAAGUGGAUCCACUUUAGAACACGAUAGCAGAGCUUUGACAGGAUUUAGACAAGUAAGGGGGGAUGUUACCGUGAUGCACAUUUCACAGAUGAUUCACCACAGAGCUGCGAGGGAAGGAAGAUGAUGAAAGAGAAGGACACAGCAAAGAGAAACAAGAAGAGGUCUGUUGUAGUUUCACUAAUCUGCCUCUAGAGGGGGAUGAAGACUGUUAAAUCAGACCCAGACACAGUCUCGUUCGCUCCACAGGGGAUGAGAAAAAUCAGAAAAUGUGCUUUUAAUGAUGCUCUGAGAGGGGAAGACAAACUUAUAUUGAUCUUUGUUUCCCAGUUCCUUAUUUCCCGUAUGGUUUCAUCCUCUUAUCAUUUCUGUGUUUGUAUGAGCUUUUGUAUCAUUUUUAUUGCUCACCUCAUAUGAGAUUAUCUUUUAUAAUUGUAUUGUUUCCCCCGCAAAAGCAUUUACUUAAUUGUAACAAUAAAUAUUUUCCAUCUUAUUUUUAUCUUGUUAACCAGACUUUGUUCUGUUUUAUUCAAAACAAUAUUCUACUUCUAAAUCCACAUAUAUGUGAAUUGGCUCAAUGCUGUUUGAUGGAUGCCAAAAUUGUUUUACUUCAUGGAUGGACGGGUUUCUGAUUAUAAUUUCAUCUCUUUUUUUAACUUGGCAGUGUUUAAGCUUUAAAAGUGCUAUAUAAAAUAUAAUGUAUUAUCAUUAUUCAUCUCUUUCAAUCACAAUGUGAGACUUUGCUGUCAAACUUCUAACCUGCAAUGUUGUAGUUUGGAUUUUUUUCACCAGACAAGACAUUUAGCUUUUCCUGUAGACAGGAGUUGUGUGUUUCUUUAUGCUCCUGCUGUAGAAACAUUAAAACCUACAGUUAAGUAUGCACAUGUACACACAUAAGGUUUCCAUCUCGUAUUUUUCUUCACUUCUAGCCUUUGAUUACACACAAUCUGCAUAAUCCAGGUUUGAACUGAAAAACACAAAACCACAACAAAUUCAACAAAAGCCAUAGAAACCAUAUAUCUCACACCGAACUGUGAUGUUAACAGGUUAAUUCACACAGCACAUGUAUUUGAAUGUUGAAUUACUGUUAAUCUACACAGGUUACAAAUAUUCCUGUAGA
Molecule: messenger RNA, 1833 nt
Organism: Hippoglossus stenolepis (Pacific halibut)
Lineage: Eukaryota; Metazoa; Chordata; Actinopteri; Pleuronectiformes; Pleuronectidae
Product: phospholipase A and acyltransferase 4
Exons: 4
Coding region: 49-591 (180 amino acids)
Biological process (GO): N-acylphosphatidylethanolamine metabolic process
Cellular component (GO): cytoplasm
Molecular function (GO): glycerophospholipid phospholipase A1 activity; A2-type glycerophospholipase activity
Source: RefSeq, a predicted model, not a curated record